Molecule: messenger RNA, 1496 nt
Organism: Photinus pyralis (common eastern firefly)
Lineage: Eukaryota; Metazoa; Arthropoda; Insecta; Coleoptera; Lampyridae
Exons: 5
Coding region: 630-1421 (263 amino acids)
Biological process (GO): regulation of transcription by RNA polymerase II
Cellular component (GO): nucleus; transcription regulator complex
Source: RefSeq, a predicted model, not a curated record
UCUUCACCCUGUUUUUAUAAAUGUUGCUUGUAACAUCCCAUAAUACCGGUUUGCCCUGGUACAUAAUAAUUAAUUCCUCGAUUUCGGCUUUUAACCACUCUUUUUUAACAUCAGCCAUAUUUGCACGACACUAAAUUUAAUCGCCAGAAAUGUGUGUGUCGAACGAGUUUGACCUUCCAACUAAACAGCGUUUGCACCUACUGAUAAUAAGUGUCGACACAAAUAGCUGACAGUUGAAAUAAAUAUCUCUGACAUAAAUUCUUUUCCAUUUACAUUAGUCACAAUUUCUGUCAGACACAAAUAUCAUGCAAUAUGUAUCAGGUCUAAACGUACCUUAACGCAUUGAAUUCAAGGCGGGUCCCCAUGUGCGCAAUCUUCGCGUAAGCGUAUGGCGUUCAGCGAUAUGAUUGGCUUUCGUGAACAUAUCAUUACGCGUCGCCAUAUUUGUUAUGCUGUCAAAAUUUGCGCUUCGGAUACGCCACAAAGUUGACUUGCUUUCUACUUUUUUGCGUAACGUAACCGCGUAACUACGGUGUUUUAGGUUAUAUUUUUGGAGUUUUUUUUCAUAUUUUUUUGUAGUUAAACGUAAAUAGCAUUUUUGUUUAUUUAUGUUCAAGUGAUGAACGAUUAUGGAUCAGAUGUACAAGUGUGGAUAUUGCGGGUUUUUUCUCAAUUCAUUCUGUGAGAACUUGCUCGAACAUGACUGUCUCCUAAAUAUAUUCGUGGAAGGUGAACAUGAUUUAGUAGAAGACAACAAAAAGGUUUUGACUAUUGUGGAAAAAGGAACAAGUACAGUGGUAGGGUCCAGUUCCGUCACGAAAGAUGCCCCAACAGAGUCAUUUGAGGAGCUUCUUAUAACAUAUGUGCAGGAUCGUCCAGCUCUGUACAAUAUCACUCUUCCUUUGUCAGAACGGACAGUAGGAAAAAAGAAUGCCCUUUGGAUGGAGGUAUUCAAUCUUUUUGGAGGAAAGUAUACAAUAGAAGACCUCCAGAAAAAAUGGAAGUACUUGAGGGACUGCUAUAUUAGAGCAAGGAAAAAAGUAACACAAUACAUUCCAAGUGGUUCUGGUGCUUUGCAAAAAGUUGAUCCGGGAUUUAGGCACUAUGCGCUAAUGACCUUCCUUAAUGAUGACACUACUAGCACUCAAAGGACUGUCUGUUCAGUCCCAGACAUUGCCAUCGCAGGUCCAAAUGGAAUCACUCCAACCCCAAGCCCGAUGACAUCUCCUGACAUUUCUAGGGAAAGCAUUCGUCCGAUACCAAAGAGAAGAAAAACUGACCAUUCGAAAGAUCUAGAAAAAGAAAUUUUGGAAGCGGUAUCCGCCCCAAUUAAACUAGAUGGUGUGUAUGGAUUUCUACUGCGUCUCGGUGAAAGUCUGCGAAAGUUGCCCUACAGAGAGCGAAGCAAAUUAGAAAUUUAAAUUAUACAACUUGUGUAUGAGACUGAAGUGAAUUUGGGCGAUAACCAAUAAUAAAAUAUAGUUGUAUUUUUAUAA